CGUCGUCGUCGUCGUCGUCGUCGUCGUCGUCCCGGUGUUCGAGCAGCGCCGCGGCGGUUCCCCUCUAUUGAUCGAAUUUGACCUGCGAAGUUUCCCCUAGCGCGUGUGUGCAGUAUAGUGGCGGCCGGCAGUGCUUCUUUCGCGCUCGCGUUUCCGAGUUCGGUAGUGCGGUUAAAUCGUGAGCAGCCUCGGUAUGUCUUUGCCAACGGCUUGCACGCGGUUCAGUGAUAACUACGACUUGAAGGAGGAACUCGGCAAAGGUGCCUUCUCCGUGGUUCGACGAUGUGUGCAAAAGAGUACCGGUCAUGAGUUUGCUGCAAAAAUCAUAAACACCAAAAAACUCUCCAACAGAGAUUUCCAAAAGCUUGAACGUGAGGCGCGGAUAUGUAGAAAACUGCAGCAUCCAAAUAUCGUGAGAUUACAUGACAGUAUACAAGAGGAGAAUUUCCAUUAUCUCGUCUUUGAUCUAGUCACCGGCGGAGAACUGUUUGAGGACAUCGUCGCCCGGGAAUUCUACAGCGAGGCCGACGCCUCGCACUGUAUUCAACAAAUCCUGGAAAGCGUUCACCACUGCCACCAUAAUGGAGUUGUGCACCGGGAUCUGAAACCCGAAAAUUUACUCCUCGCGAGCAAGGCGAAAGGGGCGGCUGUGAAAUUAGCGGAUUUUGGUCUGGCGAUCGAGGUGCAGGGUGAAGCACAGGCAUGGUAUGGUUUCGCUGGAACACCCGGCUACCUCAGCCCGGAGGUGCUGAAGAAGGAACCGUACGGGAAGCCAGUCGACAUAUGGGCGUGCGGUGUCAUACUGUACAUCCUCCUGGUCGGUUACCCACCCUUCUGGGACGAAGAUCAGCAUCGGCUUUACGGACAGAUCAAGGCCGGAUCGUACGAUUAUCCGAGUCCAGAAUGGGACACUGUCACGCCGGAAGCUAAAAAUCUUAUCAAUCAAAUGCUGACGGUAAAUCCGGGAAAGAGGAUCACUGCUAGCGAGGCACUCAAGCAUCCAUGGAUCUGCCAACGUGAACGCGUUGCAUCUGUGGUGCACAGACAAGAGACUGUAGACUGCUUGAAGAAAUUCAAUGCAAGGCGCAAGUUAAAGGGCGCUAUAUUGACGACUAUGCUGGCGACGCGGAACUUUUCCAGUAAGUAUGAUGCACAGGGUCGAAGCAUAAUCACGAAGAAGGGUGAUGGCUCUCAAGUGAAGGAAUCCACCGAUAGCAGCACAACGAUCGAAGACGAUGAUGUUAAAGAGGAUAAGAAGGGCGGCGUCGACCGGAGCAGCACGGUCAUUGCUAAAGAACCCGAAGGUACACCCCCGAGCAGCCCCGCGACAAUGUCCGCGUUCUCCAAGGCGGUCGGUGCGGCCACAACGAGCAUGGCGAACAACAAGCAGGCGCCGAACCAGGCCCAGUCCCAGACCCAGCCUCAGAUUCAAAGUACAGUCAACCCCCUUGGAAUUGCCGCGGUUCUUCUUCAAGGGGCCCAAGCUGGCAGCACAGGAGGCAGUAGCAGCAGCGGUAGCAGCAACAACAGCCAGACCAGUCAGGCCAGCGCGUCUUCAUCGUCGCCGACCAGCGUCAGCUACCAGGUCAACGGCAACAACGGGCCGAAGGCAUCGCGACAUCAGGAAUCCUCGGCCACCGCACGCCGACAGGAAAUCAUAAAGAUGACCGAGCAAUUGAUCGAAAGCAUCAACACUGGAGACUUCGAGGCGUAUACGAAGAUCUGUGAUCCACACCUGACCGCGUUCGAGCCGGAAGCUCUAGGUAAUUUAGUCGAGGGAAUGGAUUUCCACAAAUUUUACUUUGAUAAUGCAGUCCUGGGGAAAAAUUGUAAGGCUGUCAAUACGACGAUUCUGAAUCCUCAUGUCCAUCUGCUCGGCGAGGACGCUGCUUGCAUCGCGUACGUCAGGCUGACGCAGUACAUGGACAAACAAGGCGUAGCGCAUACUCAACAAAGCGAAGAGAGCCGCGUAUGGCACAAGAGGGACAACAAGUGGCAGAAUGUGCAUUUCCAUCGAAGCGCGGUAACGGGCCCAUCUCCGUUCUCCUUCAACCACAAAUAAAUCGGCCAAGAGGACUGGUCCUGUCGCCGUCGCUGCCGCUCUCGAUGAACGCUCCUUCGAAUAUGCGACAAAGCGCGAAUGAAUUAACGAACGUUAGGAAUACGGAGCACAAUGUAUUCGGGCAGCCUCAUGUAACACGUAUAUAUACACACACGAAACACGUACACAUAAAGGCGGGAUUACAAGGAGAAUAGGCAACGAUAUAAACGCGGCAUUUGAAACCGAGAACGGUACACAUGUAUACAAGACACAUUUACAUAUAUACACUUAAAGGUAGUAUCAAGCGCGACAAAAACCAAACCCGCAAGAUAUGGCGUAACCGCGCCGGCAUGUAUUACUCGCUCCAGUACCUGCUCAGCGUACUUACUACCUAUAUUUACGCGUGCACCGCGCCACGUGUGCCUCAGAGCGUCGACGAGGAAACCACGCGCGCGAAAUCAAUGAGCGAUCAUCGGAAGCGCGAGAAAAGAGAGCAGGGUUGAUCGGUCGAUCGGUUGUUUGACGAAUACCGAGGUAGAUGUAUUCUUAUCCAUCCUCGGCUAACGAACGGGAUCGCAACAAUGAGAAAGAGAGAGAGAGAGAGAGAGAGAGAGAGAGAGAGAGGAGGAG
Messenger RNA from Pogonomyrmex barbatus (red harvester ant), 2671 nucleotides. It is a transcript of the gene CaMKII, whose product is annotated as Calcium/calmodulin-dependent protein kinase II. Gene Ontology annotation, molecular function: ATP binding; calcium/calmodulin-dependent protein kinase activity; calmodulin binding. NCBI's taxonomy places the organism in Eukaryota, Metazoa, Arthropoda, Insecta, Hymenoptera, Formicidae. Gene Ontology annotation, biological process: protein phosphorylation. The record is from RefSeq and is a predicted model, not a curated record.